CUCGGAAUAAAGAAAGAAAUCAAAAAGAGAAGAAUUCAGAGUGGUUCUCUCUCAUCUCUUUCUCUCCAUUUGUCGCCACAGAUUCAACUCAUUUCGAGUGGGUCUACACAUGGUCUUUCUUUCUUUCUUUCUGUAGUCAAUGAUUUUUUAAUUAGAUUCCUCGUUUGGAUCUUUGAUUUAAGGUGGUGUAGUUAAGAGUCGGAUUUGUACAAAACGUGUCAAAGCUUAUCUAAUCAAAAACCACAGAGAGACAUAUAAGUCGUCUACAGAGAGAGUAGAGAAGCAUUUGAGUAGGGUUUCAAAGCGGCGCAAAUCAGUAGCUAUCAUCAUCAUCAUGUCAACGGAAAACAUUCAACACUCUUCUCUCCCUACUCAAAGGCUUUUGGGUAAAGUGGCAUUGAUAACCGGAGGAGCCACAGGGAUCGGAGAGAGCAUCGCUCGUCUCUUCCACAAGCACGGUGCCAAAGUCUGCAUCGUCGACGUACAAGACGAUCUCGGAGACAAACUAUUGAAAACACUUGUAGCGAACUCGGAGGAUGAGUCAGCUUGUUUCAUCCACGGUGACGUCACACAAGAAGACGACAUCAGCAACGCUGUUGACUUCGCCGUCAAACGUUUCGGGACCCUCGACAUACUCAUCAACAACGCGGGGAUAAGCGGAGCCCCGUGUCCGGACAUCCGCGACAACAGCUUGAGCGAGUUCGAGAAGGUCUUUGAUAUUAACGUGAAAGGAGCUUUCUUAGGGAUGAAGCACGCGGCGCGUGUGAUGAUCCCUGCCAAGAAAGGGUCGAUAGUGUCUUUAUGCAGCGUUGGUGGCGUUGUGGGAGGCGUUGGUCCGCACGCUUAUGUUGGCUCCAAGCACGCGGUUCUAGGUUUGACCAGGAGCGUUGCGGCUGAGCUAGGACAGCAUGGGAUACGCGUUAACUGCGUUUCGCCUUACGCUGUCUUGACUAACCUCGCGCUGGCUCAUUUGCCUGAGGACGAGAGGACUGAAGGCGUGGUCGCUGGUUUCAGGGGUUUCGCUGCUGCGAACGCGAAUCUGAAAGGUGUUGAGUUGACUGUUGAUGAUGUGGCGAACGCGGUUUUGUUUCUGGCGAGUGAUGAGUCGCGGUAUGUGAGUGGUGAUAAUCUGAUGGUUGAUGGUGGGUUUACUUGCACUAACCACUCCUUUAAAGUUUUUAGGUGAUCAUUUUUUCUGUGUCAAUGUGUGUCAAAUAAUUUAGCUAUGGAGCUCAUUGUUGUCAAUCUGUGAUCUUGUUUUUCUAUCUACGAUUGCUAGCUUUUAGCAUUUGUAGAGAGUUUUUACAAAGUCAUGGAAGAAACAUAAUUGUUUGUUGUGUUACAUUUACUUUUUAAAUAAUUACUGCUCAUUACCAAA
Messenger RNA from Raphanus sativus (radish), 1378 nucleotides. Its product is annotated as xanthoxin dehydrogenase. NCBI's taxonomy places the organism in Eukaryota, Viridiplantae, Streptophyta, Magnoliopsida, Brassicales, Brassicaceae. Gene Ontology annotation, molecular function: xanthoxin dehydrogenase (NAD+) activity. The record is from RefSeq and is a predicted model, not a curated record. Gene Ontology annotation, cellular component: cytosol. Bases 335 to 1186 code for a protein of 283 amino acids. The transcript is spliced from 2 exons. Gene Ontology annotation, biological process: abscisic acid biosynthetic process.